This is a messenger RNA of Rhododendron vialii, 4031 nucleotides long. RefSeq names its product protein FAR1-RELATED SEQUENCE 12-like. Bases 2857 to 3732 code for a protein of 291 amino acids. The record is from RefSeq and is a predicted model, not a curated record. Lineage: Eukaryota; Viridiplantae; Streptophyta; Magnoliopsida; Ericales; Ericaceae. The transcript is spliced from 6 exons.
CCGUCUUCUGAAAGCGCUCUCUCUCUCUCUCUCUCUCUCUCUCUCUCUCUCUCACGCACACACACACACACACGGGGACCUGUCCGCAGAUAUUCAAUCUUCGUUGUGACGAAGAGCUUUCCAAAACAAUUGAGGAGGUGAAAAUAGUUGAAAGUGCUAUCGAUGGAUAUUUUCUUCAAGAAAAAUUCUGAUUUGGCUUACGAUUUCCUGACAAGGAGAGAGAGCACGCUAGUCGGCAUUUCAUGCAUAGGACAUGACUGUUUACAAGCGUGCUCUCUUUCGUUGUCAUAAAUUUGCUUGCCAAUGUGGGUUGUUUUCCUGUCCGUUUGCAUCACAGGUGCAGCAUCAACAGAUGAUGCAGUUAAGAUUUGAAGAUCCGUGAGUAGUAUGUCACAGUGAUGAGUUCAACCGCUACCGCAGCUUCUCUUAAGUUUGCAAGUUUCUUACAAAGGUUUGCGUUUUUUUUAUUGUGUUUGCUGUUGAAUCUGUGCUAUUUUUCAAAAGACCUGUUGGCAUCUGCGCAUACUGUUAUUGGUAACCUUCUUGGUGCAUUUUGGUUUUGAUGUUUAGUGUUACUGGAUUUGCUGUAGAAGUUUUGAUGUAGAAUGAGUUUCUGCAAUCUAUAUUUCCAUUGAAGACACGACACCUUCACUUGUCAUCAUGCAUGCACAAGAAAUCGGCAGGUAUCAAACCGGGAUGUACACCUGACUUCAUGAAACGAUCGUGCUCUUAUGCAAUUCGUAUGAUGCUAAGUAGUAUCAAACUUGAGUUAUGUUCUUCUCUACAGGUUUGGUUGGAUGUAUAAAACAACCAUGUUGUCAUGUUUUGGUAUUCCCUUAUAAUUUAAGGGCGAAUAUGAUAUACUGAAGUGAACUUCUUGGUACUUUCACAAAUUUUCUUCCCCCUUAACUUCGACGGAAGAGUACUAUCGGAUUGGGGAUCUCAAAAGUUUCUAGAGAGAAUCUGUAGUCUUGCCAUAUCUGGUGUCUAUGAGGCCAUUCACUUCUUCUUGGAGGUGACAUCAUCUUUGUUUGUGACAUCCUUCGGUUGGACCGGAGGUUUUAAUUUCACCUUCUCAGGACUCGUUCAUAUGAUUGCUUUGCUUCUGUUUGUGUGAAGAUAUAGUUGACUAGGGGUCAUAACAAAGGAGCAGAGGGUGAAUACUCUUAUUUUUACUUUUACUUUUUCAAUAUUCUUUUUCAGUCUUUCAGAUAUGAGAUGGAACUUGUUCUUUUUGAUGACUAUAGGAAUUUUUUCUUUAUAGGCGGUUUUACAUCCUUAAGCAACUGGGUUUUUGCGUCUUGGGUAAGGAAUUUAUAUAUAUGUGUGUGUGUGUGUGUGUUCACAAAUGGUGGGUUUCUUUAUAGGCCUUGUGGUUUUAGCUAGCUCUAUUGCUCUAGAAACAUGUUUGGCUUUUGUCAACUUCAGUUCAUGCCCUAAUGUACAAGAUGUUUCAUGCUUGCUAGAUGGUGCAACGCGUUGCAGUGAUCUUCUAUUCAUCAUUGCUUGGGUUUCGGCAAUGGCAAUGGUAAUCAUAGUAUUCUUCGGUGUACCGUAGCACUCACUUGGUGAUGUCCAGCAUGUUUUGAGUUUUUAGAGGAUCUGGAUAAAGAAGGGCAUGUUGGACAAAGGAACAUAUAUAGAUUCGGAUACAAAGGUGUCCAGAACCGCUCAAUGUGUGAGAGCUUCGGGUGCAUCAAUCGUGUGAGACUCAUGUUCCUCGGGGAGGUCAGUGAAGUUUUUACCCUUUGAUAAUUUCUUACUAACCGCUGUGCUCCAAAGUUGUAAUCGCUGAGGCUGCGAAGCAAAACCCCGUCCCCAGUGAGUCUCUCUCUCUCUCUCUCUCUCUCUCUCUCUCUCAUUCUAUUACGCUGCCCUUGAAACCACACAAUCGUUUCCAAUGGAAGAUAAAACUAUUAUAUGUAUAUGUUUGAAUCCAAGGACUUAAAACUACAGCGGAAAGACACUGAAAACCCUAGAACUGACUGUCCUCGCCUUUGCUUCUACAUAUACAUGGAAAAUAAUCAUGUCUAUAAGGCUUCAAUUCAUUCACGGUGUUUGGAUACAAGGAAUCAAUCAAAAGGAUUUCUCAGUAGCUUCCUGAUAAUCGUAUUGUGUUUUUUUUUUUUAAUCACUAUCCGAACCUCGGAUUGACGAAGAUGAUAGCUUUUGCGUUCGAACGUUUGAAUGUGUAGGGUUUGCUUUCUUCUUAGUCUAGAUUCAGAUUUUUCCCUUCUUUUUUUUCUCCAAAUAGGAAUUAUUUUGGUGGGUUUUGUUGGACGGGGUAUUUUUUUUUUUUUACGGUCCAAUUUAGUCAUAUCCAGAUUUGAGAAAGUCGAUAAAAUUGCAUUAGAAAUACUUCUUUAAUUUGUUUGAUUGAGUGCAGGUUUAUAUGCACCGGUAAGUAUGCAAUUCCACUAUUCUGAACUCCUAAAUGUAGGUUUAGAGCCAGUGGCGGACGCAGAAUCUUAUUGUGGGGACCAAAUCAUAGGUAUUCAUAUAUUAACAACAUAAUAUCAUCUUUAUAUAAUAAUCACACAAUUUUGAGGGGACCAUUCUUCAUAAUUCUUACAAACAAAACCUAAAAUGUAAUGAAAAUUGGGAGGCAGGCACUGUUUGGUGGUAUGGUUUUCAAAUUUUGAUGUCUUCGUUUUUUAUUACAGAAGCAGUGGAAAGAAUUCCGAACGAAACAACACCAAAAAGUUUGUAAACGAUCACAAGCUCCUAUGACACCAUCAUAAGCUCCAACACAGACCCAGGCAUCAUCAAAAUGCUCCAUAUAGGGGCAACAACACAAUCUAUAACUCUCUCAUAAGCUCCAAGAAAAUACCAUUUUGAAUUGUAAGAUGGUUUUUAAUGUUUCCUAUGGAUGUGAACACUAAAAAAUUGAAUCUGCUCUCACAUUGGAUUUGGGACAUUGACUUUGUUCACAUUGUUUUAGCAGUGAAUUUCUCGACACAUAUGAGUCAGCAUUUCAAGAUGACUGAAGAGCCUGCUGGAAUACAACCUGAUGCAGAUAUGAACGACUCUGAUGCAGACAACAAGAUGGCAGAAAGUAUGUUUGGAAGGGAGAUCUGUGGGUCCGAGGGAGAAAUGCUCGCGUUAUACGAUGAAAGAGAAUUAAUUAUUCAUGAAACGGAUGGUAAUGGGGAACCUUACAUUGGAAUGGAGUUUGAGUCUGAAGAGGCUGCCAUGGCAUUCUAUGAUGCAUAUGCAAAGCGCAUGGGGUUCAUCAUCCGUGUCGGUAACUGCCAUCGUUCAAGUCAUGAUGGGUCACUUAUUAGUCGCAGGUUUCUUUGUAAUAAAGAAGGUUUUAGGGUAAAUAAUAGGAAAUUAAAGAGGCUUGAAGUGAGGAAGCCGAGGGAGUUAACUAGGGAAGGAUGCAAGGCCAUGAUAAUGGUGAGGAAGGAGAAAUCUGAAAAAUGGGUUGUCACAAAACUUGAAACAGUGCAUAGUCACCCGUUGGGGAUACCUGCAGGGAAGGGUCGUCGUGGCACAGUUCAGGCCCGGCCUCAGGAUGAAAAGGAUAAGAAAAUUCGGGAGUUAUCGACGCAGCUUCAACGCACAAACCAACAGUUGGCAGAGUGCCGAAACAAACUAGACAUGGUUUUGAAAGAUAUAGAAAACCACACUAGCCACCUUACAAAAAGUAUCCAAGAAAUAGUUGAAAAGGUGAAAGAAGUUGAAGAUGAGGAAGAAGAAGAAGAAGAAGAUCAGUUACAGCCAAGUUGAAGCGUCAGCAUGUAGCUUUACCGAAAAAGAAAGAGAAGUGGUAGCAUGUAGGGUUUCCACCAUUGAUUGCUUUUCCAACUACUACCUAAAAUCGCUCCAUCCACCAGUCCACACCAUACUGGGUUUGUUUUUUCUUCAUUUUUCCUGUAUAUUUUCUUUUUCCUUUUCCCUUUUCCCAUUCAAUCAUUAAACUCUGCUGUUUAGAGAGUAUUCUGGUGUAUAUAGGUCGGAAUUGGCAUAAUGGGAAAGCUCCUCAAAGGCUUGAUCAUUUUUUGAAUGGUCGUGGGCUUGAUUUCAAA